Messenger RNA from Parnassius apollo (apollo), 720 nucleotides. NCBI's taxonomy places the organism in Eukaryota, Metazoa, Arthropoda, Insecta, Lepidoptera, Papilionidae. The record is from the annotation of a GenBank genome assembly.
AUGUUUUACGUGAUGGCCAAACUUCUUUGGAACUAUCCAAAUUUACGUCGCGUGGUUUGGAAUUACUCCGAAAAAGGGCAUGGAAAGGGAGCUCCAGAUGGUGUGGGGGGAGUAUUAAAAAGAACUGCUGAUCAAAUUGUUGCUCAAGAGAAUGACAUCCCAAAUAUUGAAGCCUUAAUCAGCCAUCUUAAAAUUAGAUGCCCGGGUGUUUCCAUAGAGGAAAUUGUAGAAUCAGGCAUUUUAGAAAAGGAAUUAUUGAUCCCUUCAGAUCUAAAAGAAUUUCGUGGUACCAUGGCAGUGCACCAAGCUAUAUGGAGCUGCAAUAAUCCUGAAGUAUUAGCCAUAAGGCGUCUUAGUUGUGAUAUGGGAAUAUGCUCUGAAGAAUCAGUGCAAUGUUCACAUGGACAACAUAUUGGCUUCUAUAUCAUUGGGAAUACAGCUUUAAGCAACAAUACUUAUCCAUCAAAAAUGAGGAAAAAGAAUGCUACAGCUGAGUGCAGUAGAAUAUCUUUUGGAAUUUCCAUUUAUAAACCAGACCAUGGACUGGAUGAAAUUUCAGUCGAAGACCGCCCUGACAUUAAUAUACCGUCUGAUGACAGCUUCUGGACUGAUGUUUCUUCAAUGAAUAAAAAUUUAACAUCUACCACCAUGACCAAAACCGUAUUAACAGCCCUCCAUUGUGAAGAUGAUGAUUCCAGCUCAGAUUACAACAUUUUUUAG